Molecule: messenger RNA, 1619 nt
Organism: Eurypyga helias (sunbittern)
Lineage: Eukaryota; Metazoa; Chordata; Aves; Eurypygiformes; Eurypygidae
Gene: ATF2
Product: activating transcription factor 2
Exons: 11
Coding region: 98-1342 (414 amino acids)
Biological process (GO): regulation of transcription by RNA polymerase II
Molecular function (GO): cAMP response element binding; DNA-binding transcription factor activity, RNA polymerase II-specific
Source: RefSeq, a predicted model, not a curated record
UUACAGUUCAUUGCCAUGAAAAGGAGGAUAUGAUAGUCUGCCCUAUGAAACAGGUUUAUGUGUGAAAUCUGGCAGGUAGCACAACGACCUGUGGAAUAUGAGUGAUGACAAACCCUUUUUAUGCACUGCCCCUGGAUGUGGCCAGCGUUUUACCAAUGAGGAUCAUUUGGCUGUCCAUAAACAUAAACAUGAGAUGACACUGAAAUUUGGUCCGGCUCGUAAUGAUAGUGUCAUUGUGGCUGAUCAGACACCAACACCAACUCGAUUCUUGAAGAACUGUGAAGAAGUGGGCUUAUUCAAUGAAUUAGCAAGUCCUUUUGAAAAUGAGUUUAAAAAAGCUUCUGAAGAUGACAUUAAGAAAAUGCCUCUAGAUCUGUCUCCUCUUGCAACACCAAUUAUAAGAAAUAAAAUUGAAGAACCUUCCGUUGUAGAGACAACUCAUCAAGAUAGUCCUUUACCUCAUCCCGAGUCUACUACCAAUGAUGAAAAGGAAGUGUCACUGCAGCAGACUGCACAGCCUACAUCAACAAUAGUUCGUCCAGCAUCACUACAGGUUCCUAAUGUGCUACUUACGAGUUCGGACUCGAGUGUUAUUAUUCAGCAGGCAAUACCAUCACCAACGUCUAGUACUGUUAUUACCCAGGCUCCAUCCUCUAACAGACCAAUAGUUCCAGUUCCAGGUCCUUUUCCUCUGCUGUUACAUCUUCCUAAUGGACAAACCAUGCCUGUUGCUAUUCCUGCAUCUAUCACAAAUUCUAAUGUGCAUGUCCCUGCCGCAGUUCCACUUGUUAGACCUGUCACCAUGGUGCCUAGUAUCCCAGGAAUCCCAGGGCCUUCCUCCCCACAGCCAGUGCAGUCUGAGGCUAAAUUGAGAUUGAAAGCAGCGUUGACCCAGCAGCACCCUCAGGUAACAAAUGGAGAUACUGCCAAGGGACAUCCAAGUGGGUUGGCUAGGACUCAGUCAGAGGAACCACGACCACAGUCGCUACAACAACCUGCAACUUCAACAACUGAAACACCGGCAUCACCAGCUCAGCCUACGCCACAAACACCAAAUACAGGUGGUCGGCGAAGAAGAGCUGCCAAUGAAGACCCUGACGAGAAAAGAAGAAAGUUCCUGGAGCGAAACCGAGCUGCUGCUUCCAGGUGCCGACAGAAACGGAAAGUCUGGGUGCAGUCACUGGAGAAAAAAGCUGAGGACCUGAGCUCCCUAAAUGGCCAGUUACAGAAUGAAGUCACCCUGCUGAGAAAUGAAGUGGCACAGCUGAAACAGCUUCUUCUGGCUCAUAAAGAUUGCCCUGUAACCGCCAUGCAGAAGAAAUCUGGCUAUCAUAGUGAGUAAUGUUCCAUUACCUAUAGCCUUAGGCUGCAUCAGUGAAAUACUGCCAAAGUGAACUGAAUGAACAUUAAAAUUGAGGAGUGCAGUUCUAGUAUUACAUUAAAGAUUUUUUAAAAAAUUUCGAAGGUUGUUGUAAGACAAGAAUGAAUGUGAUAUUUAGAAAUAUAUUUUUAAGCCCUUUCAGUUAAAUGUUGCAUAACGUUGAAGGUUUUAUGUUGGUUUAAUAAAUGCAUAUGAUAAUUAGCAUUUAAGGACUAUCAGUUACUACACCUGCUUUGGA